Molecule: messenger RNA, 1986 nt
Organism: Telopea speciosissima
Lineage: Eukaryota; Viridiplantae; Streptophyta; Magnoliopsida; Proteales; Proteaceae
Product: glucan endo-1,3-beta-glucosidase 3-like
Exons: 4
Coding region: 151-1638 (495 amino acids)
Biological process (GO): carbohydrate metabolic process
Cellular component (GO): plasma membrane
Molecular function (GO): hydrolase activity, hydrolyzing O-glycosyl compounds
Source: RefSeq, a predicted model, not a curated record
UUUGUUUAAUUCUCUUUCAGAAAGGAACCACUUUUUCUCUCAGUUCAGUUCCUCUCUCUCUUUCUCUUCUUCUUCUUUUCUGGUUUUCCCCCUUCCUCUCAGGUUCUCAGUGUAUUAUUGGUUUUGGAGGAUUUGGGCAUUGUAGAAUCAAUGGCUCUGCUUCUUCUUUUGCUCUUGGCAGUCUCUGUUGUCACAGCUGACCAAGAUGCUUUUAUUGGUGUAAACAUUGGCACAGACCUCUCCAAUAUGCCAAGCCCGACUCAGGUGGCUGCCCUCUUGAAGGCCCAACAAAUCAGACAUGUCCGGCUCUAUGAUGCUGACCGUGCCAUGCUUAUUGCACUCGCUAACACUGGCAUUCGUGUUACAGUCUCUAUCCCAAAUGACGAGCUCCUUGGGGUGGGCCAAUCCAAUGCUACUGCUGCCAAUUGGGUGGCCCGGAAUGUUGUGGCACAUGUACCUGCCACCAACAUCACGACCAUUGCAGUUGGGUCUGAAGUCCUUACAUCCCUUCCAAAUGCUGCUCCUGUCCUAGUAAACGCCGUCAAGUUUAUUAACUCUGCUCUUGUUGCAGCCAACCUUGAUAAUCAGAUCACAGUGUCAACACCACUCUCAUCCUCAAUCAUCCUCGACUCUUUCCCACCAUCACAAGCCUUCUUCAACCGCUCCUGGGAUCCAGUCAUGGUCCCGUUGCUUAAGUUUUUGCAAUCCACGGGAUCAUCUCUCAUGCUCAAUGUCUAUCCCUAUUAUGAUUACAUGGAAUCCAAUGGUGUAAUACCGUUGGAUUAUGCACUCUUUCGCCCUCUUCCUCCGAACAAAGAAGCUGUGGAUGCAAACACACUCCUUCACUAUACCAAUGUCUUUGAUGCUGUGGUUGAUGCAGCAUACUUUGCCAUGGCAUACCUUAACUUUACUAACAUCCCAAUUGUUGUUACCGAGUCAGGCUGGCCUUCCAAGGGUGAUAAUAAUGAGCCAGAUGCUACUAUUAACAAUGCCAACACGUAUAAUAGCAACCUAAUCCGGCAUGUGCUCAACAAUACUGGGACACCCAAGCACCCUGGAGUUGCAGUUAGCACCUACAUCUAUGAGCUUUACAAUGAGGAUUUGAAACCUGGGUCACUUUCAGAGCAGAAUUGGGGUCUUUUUGAUGCCAGUGGUGUGCCUGUUUAUAUUCUGCACUUGACAGGUUCUGGAAUGGUGUUGGCAAAUGAUACUACAAAUCAGACUUUUUGCACUGCGAAGGAUGGUGUUGAUUCAAAAAUGCUUCAGGCUGCACUGGAUUGGGCAUGUGGACCUGGGAAGGUGGAUUGCUCACCUUUGUUGCAAGGAGAACCAUGCUACGAACCAGACACUGUGGCUGCUCAUGCAAGCUAUGCUUUUGACACAUAUUAUCGUCAGAUGGGAAUGGCUUCUGGGACAUGUUACUUCAAUGGUGUGGCUACAGUUACGACUACAGACCCAAGUCAUGGUUCCUGCAUAUUUCCAGGGAGUGGUGGCAGGAAUGGCACAUUCAUAAAUGGCACAACGCUUGCACCUUCUUCAAAUUCCACAGCUUCAAGUUCUGCUACACAAAGUUUCCAUGGUGGUGUUAGAAGUCCGCUGGUUAUUGGAUUUGUACUGUGGAGUGCACUUUUCUUGUGAGGAGAUUGUGCAUGGCUGUGUCUUCUCAGGUAACUGAUACCUGAAAUCAAAUUCCAUCCGAAUUUCUGGGACAGAUACUGGGAGAUGAAUUUUAUCCCAUCAGUCGGUGAACCCUGCAGCAUACCCAAUUUUGUGCCUCCGAUAAAGGAGAAGGGAGCGGCGAGGUUGUUUAAAUUCUAUAGCACGGGGUGGUUAAUUUGGUUUUGUACAAAAAAACCAAGGGAAGUUAUUUGGGUUAUUGGUGAAUCUGCUCUGCAUUAUACUUGGCUUCCACUUGUGUUGCAUUCUUUGAUUAGAUUUAUGAAUGAUCCAUCAAUGUUCAACUCUGAUUGUUAUGUAUUUUGCUCC